Messenger RNA from Dictyostelium purpureum, 664 nucleotides. RefSeq lists its product as uncharacterized. The record is from RefSeq and is a predicted model, not a curated record. NCBI's taxonomy places the organism in Eukaryota, Evosea, Eumycetozoa, Dictyosteliales, Dictyosteliaceae. The transcript has a single exon. Bases 1 to 636 code for a protein of 211 amino acids.
AUGAAAUAUAUUCUUUUAAUAGUUUUUAUAGUUUUAUCUUUAAAUUUUAAAUCAGCCUAUUCAAAUAAUAAUAUUGAUAAUGAAAUAGAAGAAUUUAAUUUUAAUGAUUUUAGUAAUGAUUUGGAAUAUAAUAAAUUAAUUCAAGAAAACAUUAUUGAAAAUGGUUUACCAAGUUUAACAGAUUAUUCACAAUUUUUGUUAGGUUUUAUUGAAGGUAUUGGAAUUAAUAUCACAAAUGAAGAAAGUCUUUGUUUUAAAAAUGAAAAUGGGUCUGUUGCUGAUUUGAAAGAUGGUGUUUUGGCACUUCAAAAAGGUUUAUCCACUAUUGAUAUUCCAAAAAUGUCAUCUGGUAUUGUUAAAAUUGGUGGUGUUAUAUUACAAAUACCAACUAACUUAAAAGAAUGUGGUAUUAGUGAUAAAAUUGUUCAAAUUACAUACAUUGCUGCCUCAUUUAUCUCCGGUCCAUCUGGUAUUGUUACUUUUAUUCUUAGAGAUGCUUUUAAUAUUUUUGUCAACUCUGGUGGUGUUCUCCAUAAUUUAACUGAAAUAUUUGUUGGUUUACAAAAUGCUGAUUUUUUCAAAUUAGGUAAGAAUCUUGGUCAAAUAGUUGAUAUUCUCAUGAUUAAACACACUUAAAUAAAAUCAUUUAAUAUUUAAAAUUUUC